Molecule: messenger RNA, 767 nt
Organism: Ylistrum balloti
Lineage: Eukaryota; Metazoa; Mollusca; Bivalvia; Pectinida; Pectinidae
Exons: 1
Coding region: 18-767 (249 amino acids)
Source: RefSeq, a predicted model, not a curated record
UUGAGAUAGAUGGAUCCAUGUACCCAGUUGUCUACUCUCUUCUACCCGGGAAAAGUCAGCACAUCUACACAAGAUUCUUCACACUACUCAAGACAUUCAUGGCAGACAACCACCUACCCAUGUCGCCCGACACAGUAUUCGUUGACUUUGAGACAGCUGUCCACAACGCAAUCCGCACCGUCUUCCCAGGGACCGAUAUCAAGGGCUGCUUCUUCCACUACACCCAAUGCGUCUGGAGAAAGGCACUGAUGACUGGACUACAGCUUCCAUACCGGGACAACGAAGACAUCAGGAGACUGGUUCGCCGUGCAGCAGUCCUACCUCUGGUACCUGAGCAGCAAGUUGAGGAUGUCUGGUUUCACGCACUACAGGACAUUGAGUACGCCGACCUACCAGCUAACGUGACACCAUUCACGGACUAUGUUGUUGACCAAUGGGUGGAUGGAGACCGACCAGUUUGGAACCACUACGACAACGAUGGACCACGUACCACCAACCACCUAGAAGCCUGGCACGGGAAGCUGAAGAAGAUUGUGCAACACGCCCAUCCAAACAUCUUCGAGAUCAUCCAGACAUUCAAAGACAUUCAGGCUACCAACGAAAUUGCAAGACUCCAACGACGCGCCGGUGGAACCAGACGACCCCGACCCAAGAGGUACAGAAACAUUGACACCCGCCUUGCUCUGCUGAAACAGAGACUGGAGAGCAACACCAUAGACAUCAUUGCGUACGCUGAUGCAGCAUCUGAGCUUCUUCACUUGGGUUGA